AUGAUCGAGCCGCCGUUAGGUCCCGAGGCAGGCCCCUCUCAGUCUCCCUCACCCUCAACGUCGAAUUUGAAGAAGACAUUCCCUUCAAGUGAAUUCAGGAGGAGAAGUCAUGAGAUGCUGGCAGCCCCGAAAAAGGAAUACGAAAAAAAGCUGAAGAAAGCAAAUACCUACGAGGCAAGUUCUCUUGACUUUGAAGAGCCAGAUAAUGAUCUUCUCCGACAACACUAUGCCAAACAGACAUCCAAGGACAACAUCACACAUGAUCUUAUGGGUUAUGUCGUGGUCUUGGUCAUUGCAAUUCUCACUGCCUCUGUUCGUCUCUUGAUCUACUAUAUUACUGAAAAAGUCCUCGACUGGAGAGCAAAGGGCUUUGUUGCCUACUUUGCUCUAAAUGAGCCUGGAAAUGCUUGGGGCUUCGCCUUUGGUACUAGUCUUUUAUUCGCUCUCCCGGCUUCGGUCUUGUGUUUGAUCGAGCCUCAAGCAGCUGGAAGUGGAAUGCCAGAGGUGUUGGCUUACUUGAAUGGUGUCUCUAUGAUGAAGUACACAACAUUUAAGACUCUGAUCAUCAAAGCGCUUGGAAUGAUGGGAAUUGUGUCUGCAGGUCUGUUCAGUGGUUUUGAAGGGCCAAUGUCACACGUCGGAAGCAUCAUUGGAAUACUGGUCACAAAGUCAAUACGCAAGAGUGCAAUCCUCUCAAGCUUGUUUUAUGGCCAAAAAGCUUCUGAAUUACGUGGAGAUACAGCCAACAUUCUUCGAGUUGCUGAGAAGCGAAUCAUCCGUAUAUUUGCAUCAACAGGAGCGGCGAUUGGUCUUGCCAGUGCCUUUCAUGCACCACUGGCCGGAACUUUGUUUGUCGUUGAAGAAGCCGCCUCCUUCUUCGAAAUGGAUCUGAUCAUUCGUACUUUGUUUGCCAGCUUGGUCGCAUAUUUUCUUGUUGGGAUGAUAGGCCUUCUUCAAAAAGGCCAAGGUAUACAAAACAUCAAACACAUCUCUCAGGCUGCCUACUCGGUGUUCGCAGUCAAUGUCAGUUGUAGCACUUCGUUGGCCUUUCAAGAUAUAUUAAUGUUGAUCUCGAUGGGCGUUUUCUUUGGUAUUUGUGGCCAUUAUUACAACAAGACUAUCGUAUACAUUCGAGAAAUCCGUGCCAAACGCAUGGUACCGCACCCAUACCUCAGGCUCUUGGAAGUCGUUAUCGUCUGUUUGAUAACGUCUCUAAUUGUCAUUUUCGUGCCAAGAACCGAGUUAUUCGGGUCGUGUACGUCGCCAAUCAAUGCCGUACAACACGUGCAGGAGGCAAUAAACAAUAAAAACUGUCAGGCUACUUGCUCGAAUGACCUCAAUGCCGUUAUAUCCAAUAAUCCUGGGUGUCUGACCAAUGUGUGCUUGCCUGACACCCUCUUUGAGAGCUACUCUGAAGCACUUUUCGGAAUCUUCAACACUGCAGCUUUGACUUGCCCCAACUUGACAGCCGAAGCUCAACUCACGUAUCAAGGCAUCAUGAACAUCUCUACAGUAGCAGCGGCGUUCAAACCUGAAGACGUUGAAUUACUUGCUGGUGAUGAAACUGAUACUUGCUACUGGGAGAUUGCCAGUUUACUCUUUGCUUCACCAGGGACUCUGGCCAUGUUUGCACUACUGUACAUUGCUCUCAGUCUGUUGGUUCAUGGAAUUGCAUUGCCAACUGAUUUGAUUGUGCCGAAUCUGAUAAUUGGUGCUACUGCUGGAAGGUUGCUCGGGAUGUUGACGAAUUGGUUCAAGCUCAGACUUGGCCAAACACUGGUCGAUCCGGGAGCGUACAGUCUACUCGGAAUGGCAGGCUUUUGGAGUGGUACAUCACGUCUUUUAGUCACUGUCAUAUUGAUUGGUCUCGAAUCGACCUUUGAUUUGAACUAUUUGCCUGCGUUGUUGGUUGUCUGCAUCAUUGCCACAAUAGUCGGAAAUUCACUAGGAGGCAGUAUGUAUCACUUGGAAAUCCACUCUCAGAAUCUACCAUUCCUCGCAUACGAACCGCCACAUCAUUUACACACAAUAACAAUCAAUACCCUCAUGUCGCGGCCAAUAAUGACUCUUCCUCCUCUGGCCAGUGUAUUGGAAAUUGCAAAUGUGUUGAAGCACUGCACACAUUGUGGUUUCCCAAUCGUGAAUGAACGGCGAGAAGUGCUUGGACUUGUAUUGAGAAGUCAACUUUCUCGAAAACUGUGGGGUGUGAAUGCGACACCAUCGAAGGAUGAUGACAUGAUUGAUAUCUCACUCAUCAUGAACGAAUCACCCUGCACCAUCGCUGAAGGUGCAACAGCAUCCAAAGCAUACAUAUCAUUCCGCACUCUGGCAUUACGACACAUGCUUGUCAUUGACCAUAGACAUCAACUCGUGGGGAUGAUUACUCGUAAAGACUUUUUGAAUAAAGCUCACGGGUUGGGAGAUCAUCAUUUGCGAGGUACAAUACGUCGACACCACAGCACUGUAGUACAGCCAGAUAGUGAUGCCGAGAGUCCACCAAAUGGACGUGGCACUUUGAUGUAUAGGUCAAGGCCAUCUUCCAUCAUGCGUGAUAAUAAUGUGAUGCCUGUUAUAAGUGAAGUAUCACCUACUACUCCUACUUAUAAUCAUGAGAUGGUGGAUGUACAACGAACUCGCAGUGGGUUUGUCACCGCUACAGUGUUGCCAGAACCGAUGCAUGCAGAGCCAAUUGAUGAGCCAAUUGAUCAUGGUCCACGUCAGGAGGCUGAUUUGUCUGAAUCAAAUCUGCUUGAUAAGAGCACUUAA
This is a messenger RNA of Synchytrium microbalum, 2766 nucleotides long. RefSeq lists its product as uncharacterized. Gene Ontology annotation, molecular function: voltage-gated chloride channel activity. The coding region runs from base 1 to 2766 and encodes 921 amino acids. Lineage: Eukaryota; Fungi; Chytridiomycota; Chytridiomycetes; Synchytriales; Synchytriaceae. The transcript has 15 exons. Gene Ontology annotation, biological process: transmembrane transport; chloride transport. Gene Ontology annotation, cellular component: lysosomal membrane; intracellular membrane-bounded organelle. The record is from RefSeq and is a predicted model, not a curated record.